ACAAGCAGCCGGAGGACGGGAGCAAACACGGAUCUUUAUGAGGCAGAGCGUGGGAAGUGGAGAGAGCAGUGUCUCGGAUCCCAAGGCUGGACUUCCCCUGCCCUCUGUCUGCUCUGAAACGAACUGACAGAUUGCUGAAGUAACCAAAGCAGACUCUGCCUCAUUUCCUCUCUCAAAACCAUUCAGAGAGCCUGUCGUUGGCUUUCUCCGGUUUGCUUUUUAGCCUUGUCAUUCUCUGAAUCAGCUGGUUUGGAUCUCACUCACAGUUCUUGGGCCUUCUAGACUUGUAUACAUGGCACAAGUUGCAUCCAGAACUGGAGAUAUCGGAGGGAAAGUCUCAGGGCAGAGUCUUGCUCUGGUACAGUAAAAGUAUUAGUGGGAACUAUGGGAUUGGACACAAUGACCGUCAGCAUGGCGCUCAUGGGGAGUGUGCCGCACUCAGCCUGACGCCCACCCUGUGUCACGUUUAGGGCGUCCCGCUCUCCCACUACCUGGACGUCACACACGUGUGCUGAUCAAUAUGUGUGUUGGCAUAUUCUGGUGGUAGCUGUCAAGACAUACAGCAGCUUGAAGAAAUCUCUUCAGCACAGCUUGACGCAUACAUCGCGCACCCGUGAAAGGCCCAGCAGAGCCGGCGCGGAGGAAUUAUCUGCUGUCAGGUCCUGCGCCGGGCUGAUAGGGAAGCGAGGGCCACCGCAAGGUGAGAGGGACGGGAACCCAAAGUCCGGGACCGAUGAUGCCGUCCUCCACUAUGCAGAUGUUUGCCUUCAUUCUGGCGUUACUGGGGGUCCUGAGUGCCACGGUGGCCACACUGCUACCCAACUGGAAGGUGAGUGCGGAUGUGGGCAACAAUAUCAUGACUGCCAUCUCGCAGAUGCAGGGACUGUGGAUGGACUGCACCUGGUACAGCACCGGAGUCUUCAGCUGCUCGCUUAAGUACUCGGUCCUGGCGUUGCCGGCUUAUCUUCAGACCGCACGCACCACUAUGGUGCUCUCCUGCAUGAUGGCGACGAUGGGACUCUGCUUGGCCGCCCUAGGGCUGAAAUGCACUCGAUGGGGUGGCAGUUAUCGCUCUAAGGGACACACGGCUAUUUCCGCAGGGGCUUGUUUCAUCGUGGCAGGGGUCCUGUGUCUGGUGCCCGCAUCCUGGUUCACCAAUGAGGUCAUCACUACGUUCAUGGACUCCAAAGUGCCCAAGAGCAGCAAGUACGAGCCGGGGGCGGCGGUGUACGUGGCGUUCGUCUCGGCAGGAUUCCUUUUAGCCGCAGGGGUGAUCUUCUGCUUAUCGUGUCCUGGAAGGAGAGGCGGUACAUUGGAUUCGGGCUCGUCCCACCCAGACAAGCCAAAACAGAAGAAGCUGCGCCAGGAGCAGCCGAGCCGUGACCAACAGACACAGCAGCACUGCGAACAGCAGAGUCAGACUGAACCGCCGGAACGAGAGCAGUCGCAUCGACACCAGGAAAAGCUACAAGCGGACGAUCGUCAGGUGCCGGACAGAUUGAUCCCGGAGAAGGACAAGCAGUACCAGUCUCCAUCCCGAACCCGAAUUCAAGACCCCAAGGCCGUCUAUAGUCUGCACGACUACGUGUAAACAACUGGAGCACGAGUAUUUAGGGCGAUCUUGAUUCUCAGACUGCCUUUCUUUGUGAGCGGCAAAAAGAGGAGGGGAAAAGCAGUGGAGCAGCAGGAGGAAUAAUGACUUUGACGCCGUUAUCAACCCUUCUCAUCUGUGCUUUCGCUUACAGCAAGCGAAACACUGGAGGCAUUUCCAAAGACCCCGGAACAAACAAACUGAGGAUUGUGAAACCUCGGGUUCAUGGUUUUACCUGCAAGGACUAGUAAAAGAUAGGGGUGGCCAAGUAAUGACGCAUCAUGAAAUUUCAACAUGAGAGGAAUUCAUGAAGAUACUAAUGCAAGGACAGUUCUGAAGGGGCAUUUGCUUACUAAAGGUUGGAAAACAUACAGUUGUUGUUGCCCUAUCAUUUCAUGACCUUGUCGAAGUAAAACGCAAACUCUCAAGAGCAGUUUUUGAUGAGCAAGUUUGCUUGUAGAUGAUUCAUUAGGCAGUAUAUGUGCAUGCUGUUUGUAGAUAAUGCUGUUAAUAAUGCUGCAAACGGAUAAUCAAGCUUGCACCUGAGGAUGCUUCACAACAUCAGCUGUCCAUUAAAUGGUGCGUGUCCUUCAGAAAAGGGAUUUUGACAUGUCCAGUCCAUAUUUUUCAAAGAAUGGAGGGGGGAGAGGCACAGCAGAGAUCAGUUGAGGUAAUGAUGCUCUUUGCUUUUCCAUUAGGUUCGCUACGGAUGGGUGAACGCUGCUCAUUUAUUGCGAGCAGACACAGAUUCACCAACACACACACAUAAGCUUUCCUUCCCUCCCUAGAAGGGUAAUGGGGGCUUGCACCCAAUCAUCAUGAUGCUGUGCGCCAGUGUGUCGUGCCUGCAGGAAGUGCAGUUGGUCCUGUUCUAGGGCAAACAGGACGCAGUAACACGCUGUUCACACUUUUAUCGAAAAGUAAAACCAAGGUGACGGAAAUCUCGGCGGUGGCUUCAGACUCCCCCGCUGGGCAACAAUUACACCUUUGGUCUACGCUCAAUUCAGUCAAACAGUGUUUUCUGAUUGCUAUGCUGUUUUCACUUACAGUCAAGCCAUUGAAUGUAUCGAAGAGUCAGUGGAAGACAGAAAUGUGCAAUAUAAUGUACAAUAUUUGACUAAAGCUAAUGCUAAGUGUCAUUGUUCUGUUGUUUCUGUCAUAAUAAUGGUCAAGGGCUCCUAUUGUCUCCAGAGAGACGCCACUGCUUUUCAUUUCUAUAUCACGUUACGAUGAAUUUGAGCAGAAAAACUAAUGUCAUUAUGUGCCAAUCAGAGGUCGCGUUUGGUCGUAAACAUAUUGCCGUAAUCUAUUAUUACCUGUCACUUUAAUUUUUACAUUUUAAUAAUAAUAAGUCAUUUAAUAGGCUUGGUUUUGUUCCCAUUUUCAUUUUUAUUCACAAGCUUACAGGACAAGCAUAUAGGCAAGAUUAUGCAUUUAUUUAUUUACGAAAGUUGAACACAGGCCGUGCUUCGCUUUUCAGAUUUCAUCAUGAAUGUUUCUCUAAUAAAUCGCAAUAAUCGUUGUGCUUUGUUACUUUUGAUAUGAAACAAAGUCUCAGCUUUCAAAUUAUGUCCAUUUUAUCAAAAAAGUCAAAACAAUACCGUUUUGGCGCUCUUUAAUGUGGCACGAGAUUAAGUUCAAGCGAAGCGGAGCGCGUGUGAACGUGAUCAAUUCUUUUCUCUUUACUAAGUUACAGAAAUAAAUAAACAUGAACGAACAUAAAAAAAUAUCUAUUUUGUAAGAUAAAUUACCGAAAUCAAUAUUAUAUCUCAUGUAAUCGCUCAGUGUUUCAACCAUAGAUAUACAUAAUAAAGGCUAGAUGUAUCGUCCGCACUGCUGGCCAAUGGAGGUCGACGUCUGCACCUGGCGGCCAUCUUGUCACAGGCAGGUCGCUCACUCGUAACAUUGUGUUUAAUGGUGCAUUGUACUUUUUAAAUAAUCAUAUCUUGCUGAAUGUUCUUCCGAUUUUCAAACGUUUUGGUUUGUUAUAAACGUCAGAGAUGUAGUUAUGAAACUGCAUACGUAUGAAUAAUAAGUGUAUAUAUAAACAA
Molecule: messenger RNA, 3642 nt
Organism: Pimephales promelas (fathead minnow)
Lineage: Eukaryota; Metazoa; Chordata; Actinopteri; Cypriniformes; Leuciscidae
Gene: cldn20
Product: claudin 20
Cellular component (GO): bicellular tight junction; membrane
Molecular function (GO): structural molecule activity
Source: RefSeq, a predicted model, not a curated record